Messenger RNA from Manacus vitellinus (golden-collared manakin), 3716 nucleotides. RefSeq names its product coagulation factor IX-like. Gene Ontology annotation, biological process: proteolysis. The coding region runs from base 882 to 2726 and encodes 614 amino acids. Gene Ontology annotation, molecular function: calcium ion binding; serine-type endopeptidase activity. NCBI's taxonomy places the organism in Eukaryota, Metazoa, Chordata, Aves, Passeriformes, Pipridae. Gene Ontology annotation, cellular component: extracellular region. The transcript is spliced from 10 exons. The record is from RefSeq and is a predicted model, not a curated record.
UUCAAAAAAAAAGAAGAGCUGUUUAAUUCCAAGCUAUUGCAGGCUCUAUUUAUCUUGGGGUCUGUAACAGUCUUCUAAUUAGCAAGGUAAGCAAAUGCUUCUCUUUAUUGCUGUUCUGGUGACUGCAGUCAGCUGCAGGCUGUGUGAGCAUUGCUAAUGCUUACUGAUAAAUGGUGUGUGUUUGCAUCUGUCUGUGUGUGUAUAUGAGUAAAUGAUGCAGAGCACCAGUAAGUUCAUAGGAAGUAGCAAUAGUCCAGGUGAAGUUUAAUAUCACAGUUUAUACUUGUUUCUAAUCUUAGCACUUGUUAAAUAGAAUUAAUCUUGUAGGGAAAAAAAAAAAAAGCAGAACUCUUUCUGCUCUAGUGAUGUGAGUUUCCAAUGUGUGUUCCAAUGUCUCGAGGGGUUUGGAUCAGUGAAGAACUUCAGUCUGCUCCUGUGACGAGACUUAAAUGAAAAAAACCUCAGGUACAAGGAAUUGUGUUAGUUUGUAAGAAAUUUAAUGUGGUGUCAGCAAAGAGGUUUAAUACCUUUUGUAUUUGUGGACUUGUUGACUCAGGAGCUGCCUUGGUGCUUGUUACCCAAGUGCUGGUGUUGAGUCAUUGCUGAAGGAGCAGUCGGGGUAGGAGCUGUGCUCGCUGGCUCUGGCUCUCUUUUCUCCUCCCCCUUUUCCCUUGGGACAGGACUUAAGGAUGGAGGAACAUUAAAUAAGAAUGCUUUGACCAGCACCCUUCUCAGCAGGCCUGCACCAGGAACAGGUAGCAGAGAGGAACAUGCUGUUGAAUCCUGGUAAAUCCUUUAGCCUGGGAAGGUAAUAAGAAGAAAUGCAAACUUGUGUGCUGUACCUGUGACUGCUGAAAGAAAUCAGGAGGUCAGUGUUCUGGAUGCUCACUAACAUGGAGAGCAGCUCCUCACUUGGGAGAUUUCUCCUGCUGAUGUGCUUCAUUGACAGCAGCUGCCUGUUUUCAUAUGAAGUGUUUGUGAGAAAAGACAAAGCCCACGAGGUGCUGCGAGUCCAUAAACGUGCCAACUACUUCCUAGAAGAGAUUCGUCCAGGGAACUUGGAGAGAGAAUGCAAUGAGGAAAAGUGUUCAUUUGAGGAGGCCAAGGAGAUCUUCCAUUCGCAGGAGAAAACGAUGGAGUUUUGGUUCAAUUACAAAGGUUUAAAUCCAUGUAGUACAAAUCCCUGUAACAAUGGUGGAGUCUGCAAAAUAAGACAUUACAGUUACUUUUGCAUCUGCCCCCCAGAAUUCAGAGGACACAACUGUGAAAUAGAGAGGUUGGAGUGCUGGUACAAGAACGGCGGGUGCUGGCAGUACUGCAGGGACAGCAGCGCCCUCCACGUGGAGUGUUCCUGCGCCAGGGAUUACACCCUGCACGAGGACGGGAGGAGCUGCGUGCAGGCAGCACCGUUUCCCUGUGGCUUGAUCAAAGCCAGGCAGGCUCUGAAGGAACAGCAACAGGGGCCAAAAAGCCUCCUGAGGAGCCAGUGGGAGCACAGGGAUGUGCCUGAGCUGAACAGGAGCACAGAGGGCACAGCUGGGCAGAUGGAGCUGGAACACAGUGAUGUUGGGGAAAAGGAGACCAUAAAGGAUGCCUUCGGGCAUGCUGGACAAACGGAGGUGGCAGGAGAUGCUUCCAGCUGCAAAAAGACAGUGGUGGGCUCUGUGUCCCAGAAGCCCCUGGGGGAGGAGCUGGAUGGCCCUGAGAACCACAAGGCAGUGGAGGGAACUGGGAGAGGCCUGGCUGAGCCAAGCCAGGGCCCAGCAUGGCAGAACAAGAGCACAGCACCUGCUGCCAGGCAGGAAGGAACAGGGGGAAACACCACAGGGCAAAACCAACAAAGGGAGGGCACUGGCAGGAACAGAACGGGGGCUGUUCAACACAGGAGUGACGGGCUGCAUCAGAGCAGGGACGGGGGAGACGGUCUGGACGUGCCUCAGCCCACCCAGGCAAACAUCAGCUCUACUUUGGAGCACGGGGACCCCAGGAUAACAGGAGGAAUGCUGUGUCAUCGUGGACAUUGCCCCUGGCAGGUGCUGAUCCGGGACAGCCGGGGCGUGGGGUUCUGCGGCGGGAGCCUCCUGAGCAGCCGCUGGGUGGUCACGGCCGCGCACUGCCUGGACCUCGUCAGCCCCCACCACGUCACUGUGGGAGACUUUGACAAAUACCAGAGAGAGUUCAAGGAGCAGAAGAUCGCUGUGGAAAGGACCUGGACGCACCCACACUACGAUUCCAACGACUACAACGGUGACAUCGCGCUGCUCGCCCGCGGCUCCCCCCUGCGCUUCCUCAUGAAGGUGCGGCUGCCCCUGGUGAGCCUGGAGCGCUGCCAGCGGGCCAUGGACAGGCUGCUCACCGACAACAUGCUCUGCGCGGGGCACGGCACCGCGGCCACCGACGCCUGCAAGGGGGACAGCGGGGGCCCCUUGCCCCUGGUGAGCCUGGAGCGCUGCCAGCGGGCCAUGGACAGGCUGCUCACCGACAACAUGCUCUGCGCGGGGCACGGCACCGCGGCCACCGACGCCUGCAAGGGGGACAGCGGGGGCCCCUUGAUCGCCUCCCACCGCAACACCUGGUUCCUCCUGGGCAUCGUCAGCUGGGGCGAGGGCUGUGCCCAGCAGGGGAAAUACGGGGUGUACACCAGAGUAGCCAACUACAUCCCCUGGAUUAAAGAGGUGGUUGAAAGCGUAGCAGAUUCAGAAAACUUUUCCAUUAACUUUUCUUAAUGCCAGCUACAGGAGCAGGAAUAAUUCUACUUUUACAGUGUUUCAGUCUACAACACUGGGCCUGUUCUUGUCCUUAAUGGUGUAAAAUCAAGCUCCUUACCCUCAAGGAAAUUUUGAGAGGGUUAAAUUGCUUAAUCAAGUAUUGCUAAGUAAAAUACUUGUGUAUAAUAAAGAACUAUUUGCAAGUAACAGAGGAGAAAACAACUUUUCUUAAUGUAAAUUCUUAUCAGGAAGAUUUUUUUAAGCGAAAGUAAAAGCUUUACAUUUCUCAGGCCUACCUACAUCUCACAGACAGGCACACUGAGUUCUCUGUACAAAUUCAGUGCUUAGCAAAGCAAGUGCAGUUUGGGUAGUGGUGUCUGGCUCUAGUUGUGAGACAGACAGUGCUGAACACAGCAGGGAGGGAGCUCUGAAGUUCCGGAACCAAGGACGUCAGUUUACUAAAUUACAAAUGUUUUCUGAUACAAAAAAGUCUAUGUGGAACUGGGCAUAAACAGAGCAGGAAUCCACCCAGCUCCAGGAAGAUUAAAGGACUGUGCAGUAAAAUUCUCAACAGGUGAUCCAUAUCAAGUUUUGAUUUUGUGACCUCUCCUACAAUUGACUGACAUUUUAGUUACACCCCCCCAGCACCCUCCAUUGUUACCAUUCCACAAGAAACAGAACCAUUCUGUUUGCCUCAGAGAACACAGGGUGUUGAGCUAUUAUGAUGAAUUUUGAUAGGAAGAGUUUGAAUUAGGCCUUGCACAAGACCACCAAGCCCAGUACCUCAAUGAAACAUCUCCUAGGAUUUAAAAGUAGCCCCUAGCCCCCAGUGACUAGAAGACUGGACUGAAACACCAGAACUACAAAAAAAAAAAAAUUGGGAGAAGAAAAAAGAAUCUGUUGGACUUUUAGGGCCAAACAGACCCUGGCUAUGAACAGCUCUGCACAGUUUCCUUGUUCUUCACAGUUGCACCUGCCACUAUGGCAGUAAGGAAGGCCGUGGCUUUC